Knipowitschia caucasica is the source of this 6132-nucleotide messenger RNA. The record is from the annotation of a GenBank genome assembly. Lineage: Eukaryota; Metazoa; Chordata; Actinopteri; Gobiiformes; Gobiidae.
AUGGCUGCGGGAUCCCUGGCCCUGUUCCCCCUGCUCUGCAUCCUGUCACUGAGCGGCUUCGUGGCCACAGCUGCCAGAGUCAGAGGACAGCAGCCGACACUUCAAAAAGUUUGUGGCAAAGGAUUCUUCUUGAGCGAAAGAGGCAUCUGUCUUCCCUGUAACUGCAAAGGCAACGCCGACCACUGCCACGACAUCACUGGAGUUUGUGUGAACUGCAAGAACCACAGCACGGGGGACUUCUGCGAACGCUGUGAGGAUGGAUUUCUCUGGGGAGCUGGUCCCAAUGGGCGGAGGUCCUGCCAUCCCUGUGCCUGUCCUCUUCCCGUACCCUCCAACAGUUUUGCUGUGAACUGUGACAGAGCAACUGGAAUCUUACGCUGCAAGUGUCAGGACGGAUACGCAGGACAUUCCUGUGAAAGGUGUGCUCCUGGAUACUAUGGAAACCCUGUCGUCAUAGGAAGCUCCUGUAAGAGAUGUGACUGCAGUGGAAACUCAGACCCAAACCUGAUUUUCAACGAGUGCCACAAUGUGACGGGAAACUGCCAGCACUGUUGGGGCAACACGGCCGGGGCCCACUGCGAGCGGUGUGCCCCUGGGUUCUACGGUGACGCCAUCACGGCAAAGAACUGCAGAGACUGUGAGUGCAACAAAUGUGGCACGUCCUCAUGUGACGACAGAACAGGCGUGUGCCACUGCAGACCGGGAGUGACCGGGCGCCUGUGUGACCAGUGUGAGGAUGGAUACUCAGGUUUCUCCAGUUGCCAGGGCUGUCGUAGGUGUGAGUGCGGAGCGGCUUCGUUGCGUCCGACCUGUCACCCUCUGACUCACAGCUGCCCCUGUCUCCCUGGAGCCGGAGGGCGGUACUGCGAGCGCUGCCUCCCUGGGUUCUGGGACUACAGCUCGUCCGGCUGCCAGAAGUGUGAGUGUGAGAGCGGCCACUGCGACAUGCACACAGGAGAGUGUUUACUGGAGGCGGCUGUCAACCUGUGCAACAGCAGUUGUGACGACUGCACCUGGAGCCUGAUCGGGGACCUGCGUCUGUCCAACAAGACCCUGGACCAACUGAAAGUGGCCGUGUUGAAUAUAUCCACAGGAGCAGCCGCACACGACCGCAUCAAGUACUACAACUACACUGCACUCCGGCUGCAGGUUCAGUUUUCAGCCUGGGAGAAGCGCCGGUCCUUACUGGGGGCUCAGACUGAGGACUUGGAGACAGUGACUGAUGCGAUAGUGUCGGACAUGGAGCUGCUGGAAGAAUCGGACAGUGAUGUUUCCAGUCUUUCUGCACGACUCGACAAUCGCACUCAGCAAACUCUGAAUAAAGCUGAAGAACUCACCUCUAACCUUUCAGACCUCAACCUCCGCAUUGAAGACAUGAUCCAUGACUGGGAGCUGUACAGUGUGCAGCAGGAGGUGGCUCCGGAGGUGGUGCAACAGAACACGGCCCUGGCCCAGGAGAUGAUGGCCUGGAUGAGGGCCCUGGACCUGUCCCCUGGAGAACCACAGGCAAAGCUUGAGUCUACGGCGGCCCACGAGAUGCUGCGGCGAGUCCGACAGCUGGAGAAGAAGUUGGGGACCACUGACAGCCGCCUGUCCCCCAUUCGGGAGCAGCUGUCCAGCCUCUCCACCCAGCUGUCCCAGGCCCAGACCCUGCUGCAGAGGACCCUCAGCACCCUGCAGCAGACCCAGGACAAGAACCGGGUCAACCUCCUCAAAUACCAGAGGAAUGAGGCCAAAGUACGGAGUCUUUCAGAAGAACACAUCGGUGUGAACGGGACAUUGGCCGAGGCUCGACAACAUUUGUCCGACACAGAGAGAGCAGUGGACGCAGUGGAGGACAUGGUGCAGAACAUGACCCAGUACCACGCAGCCAUCGAUGGAGCAGGACAGAAGCUUCAGGAUAAGUCCGAGCGUCUGUCGCAGGUGGACACGGAGCUGGUGCUGAGAGCUGACGAACACGCCGACAAGAUGGACGCUCUCGCCAUCUCUCUGGAGGAGGACCUGCGGCAGAGCGAUGCAAACGGAUUUGUCCAGCGAGCCAUAAGUGCUGCCAACGUGUACAACAACAUCAUAAAGUACAUCCACGACGCCAACAUCACGUCCCGCACCACCUUCAACCUGUCGCAGAAAUCACAGCAAGACGUCAGCGCCAUCGGGACCCGGCUGAGCCCCCUCGUCACUCAGAGCGACAACGUUUUUAAGGAAUCAGUGUCGUUGCACUCGGAGCAAAGUGAGGUGGAAACAGAGGUGGUAGACAAGUUAAACUACAUCAAGGAGACCAGAGACACCAUGGACAAGAACAGCAAGAAGCUACAAGACAUACAAGAGGAUAUUAGUCAAAUCCACACUGACCGAACACCCCAGCGCCUGAACUUCACUCUGAACGUCGCUGAGGGGACUCUGAGUCGCUCCCAGGAAGUCCUCCAGACCAUAAGUCCCAUCAGCAGCAAGGUGGAACAGUGGGCCAACAACAUGAAGAAGAAGCAUUAUUCUACAGAGGACUAUGAAAGUGCCGUGGACUCUGCAGGAGAAGCAGUGGAGAAUCUGAACGUUCUCGUGCCUGAGCUUCUGGACAAACUUCGAGUCGUGGAACAGAAACGACCCGUGAACAAUGUCACCACCAACAUCCUGAGGAUCCGGGAACUCAUCGCUCAGGCCCGGAGUGUUGCCAAAAAGGUUCGAGUCUCCAUGAAGUUCAACGGGCAGUCCGCAGUAGAGGUCCAUCCACACACCAAUCUCGAAGACCUCAAAACGGUCACCUCCAUCAGCCUCUUCAUCAGAGUGGACCCCGACAAAGACCCCAUAGAAGACCGCUUCAUACUCUACCUCGGGGACCGGAAUGGAAAGAAAGACUACAUGGGCCUCGCCAUAAAGAACGACAACCUGGUGUACGUUUACAAUCUCGGUGGUGAAGACGUGGAGAUCCCAUUAGGCUCAAAACCUGUCAGCCAGUGGCCCGCGGUCUUCAACUACGUCAAAGUGGAAAGACUCGGACGACACGGGAAAGUGUUCCUGACCAUCCCCAGUCAGAGCUCUUCAGACGAGCAGAAGUUCAUCCAGAAAGGCCAAGCUCCAGGGACAGACUCUCUCUUCGAUAUUGAUCCAGACAACAUUGUUUUCUAUGUGGGCGGGGUCCCGGCAGAUGUCAAGCUGCCUCCACCUCUGAGCCUGGCUCCAUUUGUUGGAUGCAUUGAGUUGGAAUCCAUAAACAAUGACGUCAUUAGUCUAUAUAACUUUAAGGAGACUCACCAGAUGGAUGUGGUCACCUCGGCACCUUGUCCCAGAUAUAAACUGGCCUUCUCUCAGAGUCGGGUCGCCAGUUAUCUGUUUGAUGGCACGGGUUACGCUCUCAUUAACAACAUCGAGAGGAGAGGAAAGUUCGGAGUCGUUACCAGAUUUGAUAUUUCUGUGAGGACUGUUGCGAACGAUGGGGUGCUGCUCCUCAUGGUCAAUGGGCUUAAUUUUUUCCUUCUGGAAUUGAAAAAUGGCUACUUGCGUCUAAUGUAUGAUUUUGGCUUCACUGGAGGACCGAAAAGUUUUGAAGAAAAACUCCCUGUGUUGCAAAUAAAUGACGCAAAAUAUCACGAGGUGUCUGUGAUAUACCAUCAGUCAAAGAAGGUUAUUCUUCUUGUAGAUAAAGGCCACGUUAAGUCGAUUGAAAAUCCCAAAACCACGUUACCUUUCUCCAAUGUUUAUAUCGGAGGUGUUCCAUCCAACAUUCUCAAAGCAAGGCCUGAGCUGGCGACAAUAGUGGGACUCAAAGGCUGCGUGAAGGGAUUCCAGUUCCAAAAGAAGGAUUUCAAUCUCUUGGAGGAGCCAGGGACUAUUGGCAUCAGCAGCGGGUGUCCUGAGGAGUCCUUUAUGUCACGAAAAGCCUACUUUAACGGUGAAAGCUACUUGGGAUCCACAGCAAAGACCAGUCCAUUUGAUAGUUUUGAAGGAGGGUUGAACUUCCGGACAGUGCAGCCCGGUGGCCUGCUCUUCUACCACCGUGAUGGGGCGGAUGAGUUCAGUAUUACUUUGGAGAACGGAGGUGUGGUGCUUAAUAACAGAGGCACCAAGGUCAAGUCUCACAAGAAGCAGUAUACACUGAUGGUCGAUGACAAAGAUAAACAAGAGAAGAAGCGUCCUGCCUCUGCGUCUGCAACUUCAGACUCUACACUAAAGACCUUUUACUUUGGAGGCUCCCCUCACAGCAGCCAGAAGAACUUCACUGGCUGCAUCAGUUACGCCUACAUCAGCAGACAAGAGCGAGACAUUGAGCCAGAAGAUUUUCAGAGGUACCCAGAGAAGGUGAAGGUCUCUCUGCAGGAGUGUCCGGUCAGGCGUCCUCCAUCCGCUCUACAGUCCAAAGAAACCAGGAAAACGAGAGGAGAACACUCAAAGAAAGUGCUUGUCCCAGAGGAGCACAACAGCGAUGAUCCUAACGCAGAUGCAGAUAGUUCUUGCUCUGAACCCAUCAGCUCCAUAGCCCCACAGAAUACCUUCCACCAUGGGGGCUUCAGGCACAGCAGGCAUGAGUAUCCAUUGCCACGACAUGCCUUUUCCCACCGAUGGCACCUGUCUCUGUCGGUAAAGACGGUUUCCGCCUCUGGUUUGAUGAUGUACAUGUGUGACAAGGAAGAGAGCUCCUUCAUGGCUCUAUAUUUGGCUCAAGGGAGACUGCAGCUUACCUUCAGCGCUGGAGAGGAGCCAGUGACGAUCCGCAGCCAGGACAAGUACAAUGACGGGAGGUGGCACAGUGUGGUUCUAACGGGUGAUGGAGACCUGGAACGUCUGACCAUUGACGCAGUCUCACUGCAGAAGAACAUAAACACAAAUGGUUCACUGCAGUUUCACGGACCGCUCUACGUUGGAGGAGUGCCUCCUGGGAAAGCUCAUAGAAAUGUGCCGACAAGUUCCCGACACAGCUUCCAGGGCUGUCUCAGGGACCUGCAGCUGAACAGAGAGAGGCUCCCGGCCCCAGACAGCUUUGGUGUCGUGCCCUGCGUCUCUGGGCCUUUGGAGGACGGCCUGUUCUUUUCAGCGGGAGGAGGACUCGUUGCCUUCGACGACUCCUUCCAGUUGGGACCGAAGUUUGAGAUCCAAAUGGAAAUACGUCCCGCCGUGGCCUCUGGGCUGCUGCUUCAUACGCGCAUAGAAGAAGGCUACUGCUCCCUAUUGCUGCACCAAGGAGCGGUGGUUGUUAUUGUAAAUGAUGGGACCAAUGAGUUUUUCACCAAAGUUGUGCCAAAGAAUCCUUUAUGUUCAGGAACGUGGCACAGAAUCACAGUAAUCCGGAACGCUAAUGUGGUCCAGCUCGCCGUGGACCUGGAGGUGAAUCAUGUGGUGGGACCUCAGGGUCCCAGGACAGACCGCAGUGGUCCUGUGUGGAUGGGGGCUGCUCCAGACUCAGAGCUGCUGCUGCCCAACAGCAUUGGCCCCGUGCAGCCGUAUGAGGGCUGUGUGAGGGGCCUGAGCUCUGAUGGACGCGCUGUGAGCUUCAGUAAAGUGGCUUUGGUCAAAGGAGCAAGUCAGGACCCUAGAGUCAGGACCACAGAGUCAGGACCACAGAGUCAGGACCACAGAGUCAGGACCACAGAGUCAGGACCACAGAGUCAGGACAGCCGCUCUCAGCCCCAGGACAUGACGCAGUCCAUCGUUGUUCAAGUGGGGCAGUGUGGAAACCAAAUCGGAUGCAGGUUUUGGGAUCUGGCGCUGAGAGAACACGCCCACGUCAACAAAAAAGGACUUUAUGAUGAAGCUAUAAGCAGUUUUUUCAGAAAUGUGGAUUCUCGGCAAAGCUGUGGAGGAAGUGUCGGUGUCGGUGGAAGAAUCCAUCAGCUGAAGGCCAGGGCCGUGCUGGUGGAUAUGGAGGAGGGCGUGGUCAAUCAGAUUCUCCAGGGGCCGCUCAGGGAUGUGUUUGACAGCACACAGCUUCUCACCGACGUGUCUGGAUCUGGCAACAACUGGGCAGCGGGAUACUUCACUUACGGCGGUGCGUACAGAGAACAGAUCGUGGACACGCUCCGGAAGGCGGCGGAGCACUGUGACUGUCUGCAGUGCUUCUUCCUCAUCCACUCCAUGGGAGGAGGUCAUGUCCAGUUUUACUACAUUGAGAAAUACGUCUUCAUUUCAAUGUGUUUCAAUUAG